Messenger RNA from Peronospora matthiolae, 753 nucleotides. The record is from the annotation of a GenBank genome assembly. NCBI's taxonomy places the organism in Eukaryota, Oomycota, Peronosporomycetes, Peronosporales, Peronosporaceae.
AUGCACCCCCGAACCUUUGGAGCGUUCCUGAUUGUGCUCACGUUCGGCGCAACAGACGCGGCCGACAAGUGUGCGAGCAACGUGCUCAUCAAGGCCUUUGAAGGGCUCAACGUGAACACCUUCCUCGUGUCGUGCAUGACACAGAACAACUUCAGUGCCGCGCUCGACGGCUCCGUCGACCUCACGGCCGAGGACGCCGCGUCAGCCCCCGAGCAGGUCAAGACGAUCUGCGCUUCGGACUCGUGCACGACCAUUCUGUCGGCCCUCGUAGGCAGCGCGAAUUUCAACCUCACCAACUGCACCGUCGGUGACGACCUCGUGCUAAUGACGGAGAUCAGUAACCUCCAGACCACGUGCACGGCGCUCUCGGCCCCGUCAGAGCCGAAAAACAAGGAAGGCGCGCCGAGUGAAGCGACGACCGACGCUCCUACCGACGCUCCUGUACCCGAUAUCCCUCCGACAACGACGAUGACGGAACCUGCUCCUAACAACGACUCUACCCCUACUCUAACUGCUCCUAAGGACAGUCCUGAAGCUACUUCGGCCACGCCUCCUGUAGUACCGACCGCUUCUGCUGAGGUCCCAGCUCCAGUUGAUGGUCCAGCCGUAGCCGUUCCGACAAAGGAGGCAGCUCCUGCAGAUGAAAAUGUGGACCAAGAGUCGGAAGAAGAGCUGAAAAAGCAGACGGUGGUGGUGAAUGCGGUCAGCGGUCCUGUCGGUGACCAUCCGCCUAGUGCCUACUGCGAGCACUAG